Molecule: messenger RNA, 1018 nt
Organism: Rhodamnia argentea
Lineage: Eukaryota; Viridiplantae; Streptophyta; Magnoliopsida; Myrtales; Myrtaceae
Product: protein TPX2-like
Exons: 7
Coding region: 221-637 (138 amino acids)
Biological process (GO): activation of protein kinase activity; mitotic spindle assembly; regulation of mitotic spindle organization
Cellular component (GO): mitotic spindle; nuclear microtubule
Molecular function (GO): protein kinase activator activity; microtubule binding
Source: RefSeq, a predicted model, not a curated record
AAGCAACUGAUAAGAAGAGUAUAUGUUGAGAGGGAGAUUCAAUCAGACAGGUUGGUGGAAAUGAAAGGCACUGCAAAUUCCUGAAGAAUGCUGGUGAUAUGGCAACAGACAUGAAUGAGCUCCUCCAGGACAAGUACCAAUCUCCAAACUUCCUCCAGGCCUCUCCUCUAUAUAUUUCACUCUGAUUCCCUCGCAUCUCAGUCACAUCCAAGCUAAGCACAUGGAGAAACCACAUGCCCAAUCUGCACUUAAGAAAUUUGUGAAGGUAGGCUCGGAGUCUGUUCUUCCUUGGAGCUCCGCUGCCAGUGCCAGAGGAAUGGCAAAGGAUGAAGUCAAAGAGCAACUUUCUGCUGAUAAAUCAAAGAAGCCUUCCGCAAAAGAAAAUACCAAGCCUGUAGAUGUGAAACUCCACACACAACAGAGAGCUGCCAAACGUGCGAUGUUCAAUUACUCGGUUGCGACCAAGCUGUAUCUCAUGGAGAAACAGAAGAAACACGAAGAGAAGUUGCAAAAGAUGAUCGAAGAGGAAGAGAUACGGCUGCUGAGAAAAGAGAUGAUUCCCAGAGCCCAGUUAAUGCCUUUGUUCGACAGGCCCUUCUACCCACAGAGAUCGAGCAGGCCCCUUGACCAUCCCUAGAGAGCCGGCAUUCCGGAUGUUGAGCAGCAAAUGCUGGACCUGCAUGUAUUGCACCCAUCAGCUCUACAGCUUCCAUCAGCAUUGUCACCCUUCAAGCCCAUCAAGUGACAGACAACGUGUGCGGCAUCUUUUUUCAUUAAGCUAGUCAUUAGAGAGGCAGCCUCAGGUUUCCACCACCCACCUUUUGUUUCUUCCUCUUGAGUGCAAAUAAGCCAUUUGCUCCCCCUGCGUCGCGGGUUUUCCCCGGAGGGUUUUCGAGAGCUUAGUUUAUAUGGUUUGCAAGUGUACCAUAGAAGCAUUUUGGUGAGAAAGAGUCAGAGAGAGAGAGAUGACUCGUUACAGUCAAAAUAAGUCUGUAUCAUAUGGGAUUUGCUUCAUAAA